ACCUCCCUCCUCCCGUAUCGCUGCCACCUAGGUUGGUCAGCCAAGAAAAUGAGCAACAGAGUGCUGCUUGAAACAGUAGUUGUUCGCGUCAUCGAGUGAAAACAAAACACGAAAGAGAAACCAUACCAGUCAAAAGAGAGAAAUGGCAACGCUGAUCACAGUGACAGAAGAUGAACAACGGCAACCCCUUCUCCUCCAUAGUACUUCACCUAAUAAUGGACAAGAACAAGAGACCACACCUUCCUCAUCAUCCAACGACGUAGAGGAGACGCCACCACCGCCGCCGCCUACUAAUCAACGGCUUAUAUCUCUUGACGUCUUCCGCGGACUCACAGUCGCGCUCAUGAUUUUAGUUGAUGAUGCCGGAGGAGCUUUGCCUUCCAUUAAUCACUCCCCAUGGUUUGGCGUGACACUAGCAGAUUUCGUGAUGCCAUUUUUCCUCUUUGGUGUCGGUGUUUCUAUCGGUUUGGUAUUUAAGAAAAUAUCUAGCAAACCAUUGGCAACAAAGAGAGCCAUAUUGAGGACAAUGAAACUAUUUCUUCUGGGUUUGUUGUUGCAAGGUGGGUAUUUCCAUGGGCGUAACCAUUUAACAUAUGGGGUUGAUGCGGGCAAGAUACGUUGGCUGGGUGUACUACAGAGGAUAUCGAUUGGAUAUCUUUUCGCUUCAAUGUCAGAGAUCUGGCUUGUGGACCAUAUCAUGGUGGACUCACCUCUGGAUUUUGUGAAGAAAUACUAUGUUCAGUGGAUGUUUUCUUUGUUACUCUGUUCAUUGUAUUUGUGCUUGUUAUAUGGCCUUUAUAUUCCAAAUUGGGAAUUUGAAGCUCCAAGAAUGAAUCUGUUUGGUUAUGGAUCUGGUACUCAAAUUGUGAGUGAUUUGUGGAGUGAGGGAAGUCUUAAGCCUCCUUGUAAUGCAGUUGGCCUGAUUGAUAGAUUCUUUCUUGGUGAACAUCAUCUGUAUCAGUGUCCAGUGUACAGAAGAGUAAAGCAAUGGUUCUCACAGCAAUGUAGUGUUAACUCUCCUGACUAUGGACCUUUGCCACCAAAUUCACCUGCUUGGUGCCUUGCUCCAUUUGAUCCUGAGGGCAUCUUAAGUUCCUUGAUGGCUGCUGUCACAUGUUUUUUGGGGUUGCAUUUUGGGCAUAUACUUGUUCAUUUUAAGGACCACAAGCAGAGGGUGUUUUUGUGGUUGAUAUCUUCUUUUUCUUUGCUGAUCACUGGAUAUGUUUUGAAACUGCUUGGCAUUCCCUUUUCUAAACCACUUUAUACAUUGAGCUAUAUGUGCAUCACAGCAGGAGCAUCAGGCUUGCUUUUAACCAUUAUUUUUUAUGUGGUUGAUGUCAAGCAUUUCAAAAAGCCCAUGGUGAUAUUUCAGUGGAUGGGGAUGAACGCGCUCAUUAUUUAUGCUUUGGCUGCCUGUGAACUUUUCCCAGCAGCCCUUCAAGGUUUCUAUUGGCAUUCACCUGAAAACAACUUGGUUGAUGGCACAGAAUCGCUGAUGCAGGCCAUACUCCAUUCAAAGAAGUGGGGAACCCUAGCUUUUGUAAUUGUGGAAAUCUUAUUUUGGUGCCUAGUUGCUGGUUUCCUGCACAUGAAAGGUAUAUAUGUAAGACUGUAAAGCCAUGUACGUAUUGCAAGUUCACCAUGGAAAGUUCACUGUAAAAGCCAUGUAAACUUUAUAAUACAUAACUUCCUUUCACUUUGCCUA
Messenger RNA from Hevea brasiliensis (rubber tree), 1705 nucleotides. RefSeq lists its product as uncharacterized. NCBI's taxonomy places the organism in Eukaryota, Viridiplantae, Streptophyta, Magnoliopsida, Malpighiales, Euphorbiaceae. Bases 143 to 1615 code for a protein of 490 amino acids. The transcript is spliced from 13 exons. The record is from RefSeq and is a predicted model, not a curated record.